AUGCCAACGCUUAGCGUGAACACCGUCGCUGCGGAUAAGACGCCUACCGUCGCUGAUAUUAUCGCCCGAUCGUUCACUACCUCCGUCGUCUCGUCUUUUCUGUUUCGCACGCCGGAGUCCACCUGGCCGCCAGAUAAUGUGCCCUACGAGCUUAUCAGGUGCCACUUUGACGAAGUCGUGAGCAAGAAAGCCCAGCUGGGCGCGACGAUAGUUGAAGCUGGGGGCUUUGCCGCCGUGGCUAUCUGGUUCCCACCAGACAGGCAAGAGCACGCCAAAGACGACAAGGAAAGUAGCGCGCAUCAAAGCAUGCGCGAGCAGGCCUUCGCGCAGAAACUCGACAAGGUCAAGGCGCGAUGCCUGCAAGGGCGCAAGCACUGGUAUCUAAACCUGAUAGGGCGGGAUCCGGAGCGGAAGGAGAAAGGCGUGGUCCGAGCCCUUAUACAGCCGUUCCUCCAGCGGGCGAGGGAAGACGGGGUGCCUGCUUGGUUGGAAGCCGUGGAUGAGCACAGUCGUGAUGUAUACGGGCAUUUUGGGUUCCGGACCGUUGAGGAGUUCCGUGUUGGGGCGGGCGAGUUUAAUGCGCGCGGCGAGAUGGAGGAUGGUGGGGAGGGGGUGGCGCUGUAUGCUAUGAUAUAUGAGUAA
This is a messenger RNA of Aspergillus mulundensis, 642 nucleotides long. RefSeq lists its product as uncharacterized. The transcript is spliced from 3 exons. The record is from RefSeq and is a predicted model, not a curated record. The coding region runs from base 1 to 642 and encodes 213 amino acids. Gene Ontology annotation, molecular function: acyltransferase activity, transferring groups other than amino-acyl groups. Lineage: Eukaryota; Fungi; Ascomycota; Eurotiomycetes; Eurotiales; Aspergillaceae.